AUGGAUCUUCUCGUUUGGAAGCUUUGCGUUUGGAUUUUCGACGCCGUGGGCAUUUUUCAGCGGCUGAUCGGAAGCUUUUGGCUUCUGGCGCCGAGACCAGGUGCCCAGCAGAGGCACCAUGAGGAGCGGGAGAGGGUGGCCCACCUGAACCGCGCCAAGGACAUCCAGAUCCUGCGGGAGCAGCCCUUCAACAUCGUGAGCCAGGAGUCGAAGCUGGAGAAGCUGGCGCCAGGCAAGGACCCGGCGCGGCUGGGGGGCCACGCUGGCAUCUUGGGACAGAAGGAGCGGACCAAGGAGGGCAGGGGCGGCUUCCCGGGCACGGCGGUGGACUACGACAUCUUGUCCAACAUGCCCUUCCAGGAGCACCACUGGGCCAGGGAAGACCGGCGGCCGCACCUCAAGGAGAAGUCCCCGCGGGUGCGCAAGGUGCCGGCCUUCCUGUGCAAAGACUUCGACAUCGUCACCAACAAGUACCUGGACAACCACUCAGAAAAGCUGCGGCAGGAGAAGAGGGUGAACCUCAUGGAGGCUCGCCCGAGCCAAAGCUCGAAGGCCUGCAAAGACGGGGCAAGCGGGGUCUCCACAGAGGCCCAAAAGGUUUAUGGAUGCCCGCUGAUGGGCUGGGUCCGCGGCAUCGACACUGGCUUUGCAGCUGCCUGCUCCGUGUCGCUCCCCGGAGCCUGGCCGCAGUCGGAGCACAGCUGCUCCACGCCUUCGGCGGACUCGGCGCCCGAGCUCAGCGCCCAGCUCUGGAGUGCGACUUUGGAGUAUGAGAACCUUCUCAACAUCCAAAAGGAGCAGCACCAGCUGGAGGUCAGGCGAAUGGAGGCUGAGAGCUUCCGGCUGCGGCAGGCGGGUCUAGUCGAAUCGAAGCAAAGAUGCAUAGAGUUGACAGGCAAAGCCUACCUGAAGGCAGCCUCUGCUGACACAGUGAUCCUGGGGUACAAGAACCUGGGAAUCACUCGGUUCAGACCCUGCAAUUGGUGUGCGUGGGCAUUUGCAGCUUUAUCCCUGGUUCUGGCCUUUGUGGUGGAGUCUUAUCACAGUGAGAUGGCAGAUCAGCCGGGCGGGUUGCAAGGCUUGACGAGCUUGGGCAAGCAGUUAUGGGCACUGGCGCAGCUGUUCAGACAACACAACAGAUCACGGAGGAUCGAGCCCGACGGGCGGACCAUCAGCGAACGCGGGCGGUGUGCCAUCGGCCCCGCCGGGAAGGUAUCUUUUCAGGAUUGGACGGAUUCUGUGAUCACACUUUGCGACAGUUCCAUGCCGGGGGUGUAUGAGGUUUUAGAGGACAUAGUGCAGCGGCAACCGAAAAUUGCUUUGAACAUCGAGCAGGUUGUGGCGUGGGAGAACAGGAUCGUGGAUUAUGAGAUUGCCCCUGGAUCAGAACGGAUUUCAGAUUCGAUGAAGAUGGCAGCCUUGGUGCACAUGUUGUCUCAACUGCAGUCAGCUUACGCGAAAGCGGCCAUGGAGGAGUACCAGAGAAUCGAGGAGCUGUCCAUGGACCGGGAAGUCGUGAGAUCUUGGUUACGGUGGACAGUGGAGCCGCGGCAUCAGUUUGUAGCCAAUCGAGGUCAUCGGAUCGUUCUGGAAGCAGAGGACAAGGUGAGCUAUAUCGAGGAGCUGGCCACAGGCGAUUGUGGAGGCCAUGGAGUGUUGAGAGAUGAUGUCCCCUGGGAUGCUGUAAGUCCGGUCAAAGACAUUGGUGCAGUUGGUGCCAACGAGGAUGAGCAGCCGAAGCCCGUGGAGGACGACGAUGGACGGAGCGACCUGUACCAGCCCAGCAGCCGUGAAGGAGAGGAUGCUGAACCAGGUAUCUUUGAGCUGGGUGAGGAGCAGGGCGAUUUACCGGAAGAGAUGCUGCAUGAAGAAUUUGAAGAGGUUGGUGAGAGAUUGGGACAAAGGUCUCCUAUCAAGCCAACUGCAGAUGAGGUGAGACAGCACAACAUCAGCCACAUUCCGUACAGGAGCUGGUGCGGGCACUGCGUUAGAGGCAAAGGCCGAGCGUUGCAGCAUCAGCAGAAUCGAGCAAGUCGAGAAGAGGCUGGACGUGCAAGACCCAGGGUGAGCAUGGACUAUUUCCAGUUGGGGAAGAAGUCAGAUGACAGUGCGCUACCUCUGCUGGCAAUUAUAGAUGAGAAGUCUCAGAGGGUUUUCUCUGUGGCUUUACCUGGCAAGGGUGUGGUCCACCAGUAUAACACGGCGAUUGUGGUCAAGCUUUUGAAAUGUUUGGGUCUGCAAGACGCGGUGCUGAAGACGGACACGGAGAGAUCGCUGGUUGCCUUGAGGUCAGCGGCACAGCUUCGUUUACCUGGUAUUGGGUUUGAAGAUGCUGUGAAAGGUGCAGAUGGCUUUACACCGUACGAGAGAUCGACUGGGAAGAAGUGGAGGAUUGAGCUGCCCGAGUUCGGUGAGUGCGUUUGGUAUCAGCCGCUGAAAGGAGAGCGAGAUCGGAGCAAACUUGAGGCGAAGUUUGAGCCAGGAAUAUACCUGGGUAUCCAGGAGGGCACAGCGAUGAGGUGGAUUGGGACAGCAGAAGGAGUGGUGCGCACAUGGACGAUCAAGAGGAAGCCGGAGGAGGAAAAGUGGAGAGCGGACGAGUUGAGCAGUUUUGUUGGUUUGCCAUGGCAACUCCGGCCGAGGAUAGACGCCCAGCCAGAUGUACGACGAGCCCUGCCAGAUGUACGGCUUGAAAUUGACUUACCGGAAGUAGAUGAUGCAGGUGAGCCGCCGAUGAUCGAGAAGAAGAAGAAGAAUUACGUGCCGAGGGGCAUUUAUAUUAGACGAGAUGUGGAGCUGGAAGCUUAUGGUUACACUGAAGGAUGUGAUGGCUGUGAGCGAGCUCGACAUGGUUUGUCCCACAAGCAGCACAGCCGUGUUUGCAAGGAGAGGAUCAUGGCGGAGAUGAGCAAGUCCGACGAGGGCAAGGAGAGAGUGAGACGCAUCAAAGAGCGUGAGGAGCGGUACAUUGUGGCAGUGCAAGAGAGCGAAGAAAGAAAGAAGAGGUCUGCUGAGGAGCAGGUGGAAUGCGAGAAGGGGAAGUCUGCGAAGUCGGAUGACCCUGGCAAUGUGGUGGACGCUGUACUUGGGGAUGUCUCGGGCCAAGUAUCCGAGGGGGCCGUUCGCAAUGAGGCAGCCUUGGGAGGUGGUCUGGAUUCAGAUAUGGGUACAGCUGCAGGUGGAGGUGGAGAUGACGUUGUGCUGAUGAGUGAUGAGAAUUCAGCUGGAGACGAUAGCGCUCCUGCUAUGCAGAUUGGUGCUUUGCAUGUGAUGAGCAGAGGGCAAUCCACAGAUUUCAAGGAAGCCGUGCGAGAAGCGAGUAUCUGUGAGACUGCUAUGUUGCUGAUGGAGGAGGACAUCGAAGAUCGACGUCUUCUUCUGCAAGUGGGGGCCAUUUCGGUGCAGGAUGCUUAUGAUUUGGGUCAGCCUAUUAUUGCAGAGCUGUUCUCACCGCCGAGAGUUUCAGACGAGGCAAGAAGACGUGGCAUAGGAAGCGGCGUGGCUUUAGACCUGACUACAAGCGAUGAGUACGGCAACCCGUGGGAUUUUACAAUUGCUGAAGUGCGGAAGCGAGCUGCAGAUCUGAUUGAGGAGGAUUUGGAUUUGAGUACAGUUCCGGAUGAAGACUGGUGCACUUUUGUGGAUGAGGUUUCUGGGAAAGCUUUGGAAGCAUCCAAAGUACAGGCGGCACGGGCAGAAGAAAUCGACUAUGCUCAGCGGUAUCAGGUUUGGACGGUUGUUGACACGGACGAGUGUUACAAAGCAACCGGCAAGCCGCCCAUUAGCACGCGCUGGAUCGACCUGGACAAGGGCGACAUCAACCGACCAAACUACCGCAGCAGAUUGGUCGUGCAAGAGGUCAGAUCCUCGGAGAUCGAGGCGAUCUUUGCUGCUACGCCGCCGCUGGAGUCAAUCAGGAUGCUCUUGAGUCUUCAGAGGUCUGGGAAUGAGCGAGACCACAAAGGGCGCCGCAAGAAGGUGAUGUUUCUUGACGUUCGGAGGGCGCAUUGGACGGCGAAGAUUUUUAGGUUGGUCUACGUGCAAUUGCCGGAUGAAGCAGGAUUUUGCCCUGGCAUUGGCUCUCCGGUGCUAUUCUGCAAUCAGACGAGGGAUUUGCAGGUGACCCUCCACGGAGCCGUGCACUCGCUCCAAGCCGGCGCUUCGCUGGAGGGCUACGUGCCGGCUCAGCUUCAGAUGAAGGAGGAGGAGCAGCGGCUGCUGCUGGAGGCCAAGCAGAAGGAGCUGGAGCUGAUGUCGUCGCUGGUGAGGGUGCGGGACCAGCAGAUCCGGGAGCUGCAGCGUGUGGUGCCCAAGGCGCGGGAGGAGCCCGAGGCACGGCUGGUGGCAGACUUGCGGAGGGACAAGGCGCAGCUGGAGCAGCAGCUCCUGGCCAAAGAUCGCCAGCUCGCCGCGGUGCAGGGCCUGGACCCUGCCAUGUCCGACGCCUCCGCCUUGCAGCUGGGAGCCAAGGCCAUCCAGAUGUUCCACGACUCCAUGCAGAUGAAGCAGGACAGUGCCAUCCUCUCCCGGGAGAACGAGGACCUGCGGAAGGAAGUGGAGUCGCUGCAGCUGCGGGUCCAGGAGCUGGAUGGCCGGGUCGCCGAGAAGCGAGCGGAGGUGAAGGAGCUGACUUCCACGAUCUCGGGGAAGAUGAAGCGGACCUUGCAGCUGGAGGAGCAGGUGGAGGCGCUGCAGCGUGAGCGGCACCUGGCGCUCAGCGGCAGCCAGUUUCAGCUGCACAAAGUCCAGGAGCAGCUGGCGGCCGCGCAGAGGGAGAGCCGCGCGGCUCAGCAGCUGGCGGCCGACCUCAAGGCGGAGGUCGCCGAGAGGGACCAGCGCUUUGUAAGGCAACAGGCCGCCUGCACCGAGCACGAGACCUGUGCCCAGGAGAUGCAGCAGCGAGUGGAGGAGCUGCGGGGGAAGCUGGCGAAGGCGGAGGAGGCGAUGCGGCAGCUGCGCCAAAGCGGCGCCUUCAAGGAUCAGCUUCUCAGGGACAUGACCGAGCAGGUGCAGGCGAGCGAAAACAAGCUUCACUCCUUCCAGAUGGGGGAGCUCAUUGCCGGAUCCAGGCCCGCCGGGGCCUUCGCGCCGCCCGCAGUGGAAGCCCUGGAGGCGGCGACCCCGCCGAAGUCGCCCAGAGGCGCGCCCGGCGCCAAGGCCGCGGAGGAGUUGCGUUCCGCCUCUCAGAAAAGCCCAAGGCGGAUGUCUUCCCCCGACUCCGGGACAAUGUCGGGCGCGCGGCUGUCAAGCUUCCCGGCCAUUUCCUCGGUGUUGCUCAGCGAGAGCUACAGGCCGCACCCCGGGGACCCGCUGGAUCAGCAGGCGAGGGCGACGGGUGCAUGGGGUCGAGGGAGCACGCGCCCGGAUACGAACACCCGCCGCUUCGACUUCCGUUUUCUUUGCGCGACACUUCCCCGGAAGCUCCCGGAGGAGCCCCAUCCCACCGUCAGAUGCGUGGUCCGGACAUCCGUGUCCGCACCACGAGCAGAGCUUGCGCUUCGUGGCGUGGCGUUAUGUGACACGCGCCGAAAGAUCCGGAAAGCCGAACAUCCGUUGGAGGAUCCAAUCGCUUUACUAUGCGUGGAACUCUUGGAGGGCCUAGACUGGGCAAAGUGUGUGGCUUGGUCGGCAGUGUUUGGCCACAGCUACCGGCCAAUGCUGACGUGA
Messenger RNA from Effrenium voratum, 5667 nucleotides. NCBI's taxonomy places the organism in Eukaryota, Dinophyceae, Suessiales, Symbiodiniaceae. The record is from the annotation of a GenBank genome assembly.